Pangasianodon hypophthalmus (striped catfish) is the source of this 10641-nucleotide messenger RNA. It is a transcript of the gene rims3, whose product is annotated as regulating synaptic membrane exocytosis 3. Lineage: Eukaryota; Metazoa; Chordata; Actinopteri; Siluriformes; Pangasiidae. Gene Ontology annotation, cellular component: presynaptic membrane; cytoskeleton of presynaptic active zone. Gene Ontology annotation, biological process: calcium ion-regulated exocytosis of neurotransmitter; regulation of synaptic plasticity; regulation of membrane potential. The transcript has 7 exons. The record is from RefSeq and is a predicted model, not a curated record. The coding region runs from base 194 to 1258 and encodes 354 amino acids. Gene Ontology annotation, molecular function: small GTPase binding; transmembrane transporter binding.
CACACACACACCCUGUUGUGUUGGAGGCAUCUCUGUGCUAUCAGCCCGUAUGAGUGUUGACAGUGGAGCUUGUACAUGUUCCUGUGUGUUAAUAGUGCUGUGACAGUGAAGAACCCAAGUGAGCUGGCAGCAUGAUGAACACACACAGUAUGGAUAGAGAGAGAGGGAGAGAGAGAGAGACCAAUGAAGAUGGAUGGAGCUACAAGUUCUUCCCAGCUGUAACACCAUGUACGCUAGAGAGAGAAAGAGAGAUGGACCAAGCGACCAACAGCCCAAAUCCCCCUGUCUACAGGCCACGUGCCGGCCCAUGAUGCUCAGCGGUUCAGUGGACGUGCCCAGCCCUGGGGGGAUGAGUGUGGCAUCGGGCCGCAACGUGAUACGCAGCUCAAGCAUCAGUGGCACCAUGUACAGCCUGGAGAAGAGCCCGAGCAGCACCGGGCCUGACACUGGGGGGAUUAAAAAACGCCGCUCCAGCCUCGGGGCCAAGAUGGUGGCCAUUGUGGGGCUUUCACAGUGGAGCAAGAGCACGCAGCAACUCAACCAACAAGAUGGAGCAACUAAGAAGCUACGCAGCACGAUCAGGAGGAGCACGGAGACAGGCAUUGCCGUAGAGAUGAGGAACCGAGUGACGCGGCAGGGGAGUAAGGAGUCAACAGAUGGUAGCACUAACAGUAACAGCUCAGAAGGAACUUUCAUCUUCCCUACCACCCGACUGGGCCCAGAGAGCCAGUUCAGCGACUUCCUGGAUGGCCUUGGCCCUGCCCAGAUUGUUGGGCGUCAGACAUUAGCCACACCUCCAAUGGGCGACGUCCAUAUCGGAGUGAUGGAUCGAGGUGGUCAAAUCGAGGUGGAAAUCACCCAAGCCAGGGGUUUAACCCCUAAACCAGGCUCAAAGAACAUUCCAGCAACGUAUGCAAAGGUUUAUGUCCUGGAGAAUGGAGCGUGUCUCUCCAAGAAGAAAACCAAAGUGGUGAAGAAAACUCUGGACCCGACCUACCAGCAAACACUGCUGUUUGAUGAAAGCCCUCAGGGCAAAGUGUUACAGGUGAUUGUGUGGGGCGAUUAUGGCCGCAUGGACACCAAGUGCUUCAUGGGAAUGGCCCAGAUCCUCCUGGAUGAGCUGGAUUUGUCCUCCAUGAUUGGCGGCUGGUACAAGCUGUUCCCCACUUCCUCUCUCGCCGAGCCCAGCAUCGGCCCGCUUACCCGACGCCUCUCACAGUCCUCACUCGAGAGUGCCACCAGCCCCUCGUGCACCUAGAAAAGGCCCUUCCUCCAUGUCUUCUCUCUGUGUCAUUAUGGUCCUGUUCUCUUUUUUGUGCAAUUCAUUCUUAAACACAACUCUCCGGCACCGUGAGUGGAAACGCAUACUGUCUAUCACAUGCACUUCAUUCGGUCUGUUUGUCUCUUCCUGGUUUGUUAUAGCAAGAGACAAGUGUUAAAUCACACACACCUUUUUGUCUAACUCUCCCACAAGCUGGAAGGCUGCUAAUCCAGAAGCAUACACACACACACACACACACACACACACACACAAACACUAACAGAUAUCAACAGUUGAAUGUGCAACAAAAUAGAGGAUUUUAUUUAUAACCAGCAUACAUGCAGAAAAUCUGUGGUAAAGUGAGAUUUGGCUUGUCAGUUGACACACACAGACAUACAGACACACACACACACAUUUUCCAGAGUUUUCCAGAAGAUGUAGCAUUUAUACAUGCGCAACCCAUAAAGAGCAGAAUGCUUAUGAUCAUCACGCUUACGCUCCACCCCGGCUCACUCCAAAAAAAAAAAAAAAAAUCAGUUUCACUUCUGUUUUCCUAAAACUCUCUAUGCCAAACCUGCUCAAAUGUUUAUUUUUUAAAACCAAAGCAAUUCUUCUUAUAUGUAGUGUUUGUAGAGUAUGGAUAUGUAGCAGAAUCAAUGACUUAGGUGAGAUGCAAAAACAAAAAGAAAAAAAAAAAAACUUUAGAAUUAGUCUAAUGUAAACACAGUCAGGUCCAGAAUGGUUUCACCCUUGAUAAAGAUAAAGCUGUCUAAAAUAAACAGAACAGAUGACAUUUUAAAAUCUCACUGAAAUACAUUUUAACUGUAUUCCUCAGAAAUAGAGCUGUCAGACAGACACUUUUCUUUGUACAUGGAUGCGACAUCCAUUAACAAACACACCAGCACUGAGCCUUUCCCUUUAAUUACCCAGAAUUUUCCAGAAGGAUUCCUUCACAUUUCUUCAACUCAUGAAACAUCUUUAAUCGGAUUAAGAGUUGACGUGUCCCGAUAUAAAUUUUUUUACAUCACAAUAUUUGCCUUUAGCACAGUUUACAAGGUUAUGUGAUUGCCUUCCCCGAGCCUGCAAUGCUGCCCUCAAAACAGUCAAAAAUAUAGUCCCUUAGAAGGCAACUGUCCCUGUGCUGCCUCCAGAAUGGGUCAGACUUUUAUCUCAGAAGCACAAACACUGCCCAAAAGAUUUGCCAAGUAGCCUCUUUUUAAAAAUGGAAUGGUUAUAUCAUCAAGUAUACGUGAUAUAAUUAUGGUGUGUGCUGUAUAUUGUGAUAGAUCAUAUCAGGUGUGGACAAAUCACAAGCCUGGGAGAAGCAGCCUGCAUGUCUGGGCUGUUCAUUUUUUAUUUAUAGUGGACAAGUAGAUUCAGCAGAUGUAAUUAAUUGUUAGAUAGUAGGUUGUUCAGAGAAAUAAAAAAUGGCCAGAGAAAGAAUUCAUGCCCUACUGACUUUCACAAAGCAAUCUUUACUCACUAUGUAUGUUAAAAACAUAACAUGUUUUAUAUGUUUCAUGGUGGAGUGAUACACUACAAGCAUGCGCUACUCGAUCUAAUCAACCAAGGUUACAUUCUGUUGAUUAUUAGAAACUAUUUUCAUUAAUUGAAUAAAUUUACUCGUACAGAUGAGUUAUUUACAAAAAUAUACAAAAGUGCAAACCUGUCAUACAACUCCAUCAUACAGUGGCAUUUUAACUGUAAAUAAAGUCACGUCCAGCAAAAUACAUUACCAGGAGCACUUGAGGACUAUGGCUACACAGAAUCUUCCUCUUCACAAGAAUUUGCAUAUUCACUGAUUUUCAUUAUUUAAUGCAGCUAGCUAAAUAACUAGUUUGGGGUUAAUUAAUUUACAGUAGGUUUCUGUUCAACCAAAACUUGAGACUGAGCAGAACAUUGAAGAUAAUGAAUUUUAUGAUUUGUCCAUCUCUGCAUAUGAUUAAGCAUAUUCCAGCUCCACGGAUCAAUCUGGUCAUUGUAAAAUGAUGAUUUUAUUUUUUAUUCAACCAUGUUUCAGGUCAUUUUGCAGCAUACUUGAGGAAACUCGAAGAUCCACUGAGGUUCAGAUUUCAAUCAGUUUUUUUGACUCUAAUAAAAUAAUAAUACCGUUGGUCCUAAUGAUGGCCUCCAGGCCAGCUGUAUAAAAAAAAAAACAGUAAAAUAUUUUACCAUUUUUAUUUUACAGUGACUAUUAUUUUCUUUUUCCUUAUCCCGUUUCUGAUGCCAAAAUGUGCCUCGGCGGUAACAGGGAGUUUAUUUUUAGCGUCAGAACACCGUAGCACUUUCUCAGAGUCCCAGUGCCAUUUAGGAUUUGAUGUUUAUCGAUUGCUGACAAUAAGGGCUUUUUGAUUUUCCUGGUAGCACUUUGUCCUGAUGGCAAACAGAGACCACAUCUUUACAUUUUUACACCCCAGUAAGUCAUGAAAUACCAACAGUCAUUUAGUUAUGUGCAAUUUCUGAUUUCAUUACAUCAUUUAAAUCCAAAUUUCCUAUACAUUUAAGCAUAUGGAUCAUUAUCCAUGCUGUAUGUUUCCUUUAUCUUUAUCAAGGGUGUUUGUAAUUCAGGAUUCGGGGGUGACUGUCAAGACGCACACACACACACACACACACACUCUACUAAAGGGCAGGGCUCAAAUUCACCAGUCAGGUUAUUUAAAUGCACAUAACUCCUGUUACAUAUGGUAGCAUAAAUGUAUGAAUUCAAACAGAGGACAUUAAAAUAUAUAUAUAUAUAUAUAUAUAUAGACAAUAUAUAAAAAUAAGAUAUUUGUGUUAAUGUAUUUAUUAUCUGCAUGUUUACUCACAAAAAAAACAAAUAUAGAGUGUUGUUUUAAGCUUGCCUUUAAAUGCAUAUAGACUAUAUAGACUGUAUUUUUUUGCCAAUGCUGUCAUUUUGAUUUCUUUCUUUUUUAUUUUAUUUUAUUUUUUUUUUGAUGAAUGUUGGAUCUGCACUGAAGGGUAGCUUCAUGACAAGGCUCUGUUCAGUUUCUCCGGCUGUAAAGUGAACCAACGUUCAACUGAACAACUAAACCAGCAGCUCAAUUUGUACUACAGAAGAGCAAAAAGUGUCAUGAACAUGAAGUCUUAUUAACAAACCUGGUGGACCUUUGGGGAUUUUUUGUGCGCGGACGAUGGAGCCUUUUCUCUCGACCAGCAUCUAGAUCUAAAAGACUAAAGGCUUUAUCCUGGAGGUCAUGAGUGGAAAUGAAUAUCGGUUUGAAGAUCAGUCGCCUGUUAAUCAAAGCCCAAGAUUGACGGAUUUUCUCAAUGUGCUAUUGGAGCUCUUUAAACUCUGGGAUUGUAGCUAAACAGCUCAAAUCAUCUUCUCCAGUCAGCCUUAGGCACCAUGGAGACUUCUCAAGACAUUUCUUGUUUUUUCUUUUUUUAUAUUUUUUUAUGUGGUCCUUCUUACAUAUCUUAGAUCUGUACACAGGAUUAAGUGUGUUAAGUUCUUGAGUAUUUCUACAUCCGACUUUUCUUUUCUCAACGCAGAACAUCAUGUCACAGAUCAUGCCCCUCAUUAAUGUCUCAACAGUUUUUUUCCACCCAUUUCUUGAAGGAUAAAAAUAAUAUUUAAGGAACCUUUUUAAGUUAGAUUUUUAAACCCCACAUGUUCAAAGACACUGCUUAGUGGCCAUAGCUAAUCAAGCUUAGUGUUUACAUGAAAAAGACACACUUGAUUGAGAUCAUUUGCCAAAGUGCUUCUCACACAUUUAGAAUUUGAAUCUGUAAAUCUGACCUAAAUCUUCUCCAUGUUAUGGACUACAUAGUGAAAUGCAUAUCAUGACUUUCUUAUAUUACCAUUUUGAGUUGAUAAUUAUAUGUGUGCUAUGUUUUGAUUUAACCCUUGUGUAGUCUUAACACUAUGUAUACUCCCCUUGUCCUAAGGGUCAAAAAUGACAUGCCUAAACCCCUAAAACAAAGCAGCUUAAUUGAAUUUUAAAACCCAAGUCUAUUUUUCAGGAAGAAACAACCUGUCAAUCAUCACAAACUUUGUGAAAAUCUUGGUUUUCCCUCUUCACAGUGCAGAAAGACUGCAUGUAAUCAGUGGACACCACUCGUUUUCUCUGCUGGUAAACAUAGUGGCAGGUCAUUUUUGAUGCUUAAGACAACACAAGGGUUAACAGGAGGUAAGCUCAUCCACUCUGACGUCUGUGCAUUUAUGGAAAUAUUUUAUGAACUUUCCUAAACUGUUAAAAUAGGAGACGGUGUUAUCGAAAUAGGCAUUCACAAUGUAAGUUAAUCAAACCUGCUGUUAUUAUGAUGAACAACGUUUCCCAUAGCAGCUCAUCUUCAACUUUCAUCAAUUUCUAUUUAACAUAACUUUCCAAAAAGUGGGAUUUUGGACAAACAGCUUAGGUCUUUUUCACGCUUGAAAUUUUUAAGAGACUUGGGGAAAAAAUCCAUGCUCGGGGCCACAUGCUGAUUAAUCUGAUUGGUUCAACUUAUCACGUUAUGUCCUGUGACUACUUUCAUGAUGCAGGCAAAAGGGUUAUUGAUAUAUAAAACCAAAUUUCACAGGACAAGUGUACUGUAAUUAGCUCACCUUUGCGGUGUGAGCGCUUGUGAAAAAUGCACGUCUGAUGUCUGUCUGCACUAAAAAUCUUAAAAUCUUCAAAAAAUCGAAAAGAGAAAAAAACUCCAAAAGACUCAAAUGAUUUUUAUAUCAGAUCUGCUCUUAGUUUGUAUUAGAGGUAUUCCCUCAUGGAGACUUGCUUUGCAAAUGGAAGAACCUAGUGCUUACCAUUUUGCUCGAUCAGCGGCUCUGAAGGAAUUCUUCAAUGUGAACACAAACCUGCGAUUUCGAGCCCCGCCCCAAAAUGAGCCCAGAAUCGGUCUGGAGUGCUAACUCUAUAUUCAGACCAAGUGUGAAAACGCCCUUAGAGAAAGGCGAGUCUUUUUUUGUCAGGUUUUUUUACAUCCCUAGUCUCUUAUAUGAAACAGUUUUCUUUACCUCUUUAGAGAUUUCUGUACAUAAUGACAUUAUGUUUAAGCCAGAACAUCACUGCAAAACAAAUGCACAUUCUGGACCUUGCUCAUUCUGUUGCCCGUUUUUUGUCCUGAAGGCCAAAAAGGCUUACAUAAUAGCUUAAAAACUAUCAUUCAAAACAUAAUACCAACAAUAUUGGCUUUAAACCAAGCUUGAGUCUCCAGGAAUAUUUACUGUCUACAUUUAUUCGUUUUUGCCUAUUUUCAUUAAGACGUCAUUCCAUUUAGGAGGAAAUAUGCUCCUCUGGGCUAAUAUGAAAUCCUCUGAACUGCUUGUAAAAAAAAGAGUGGAAGAUUUCUGGUUUUGUGGUUUGCUUUUAUACAUCAAGUAUCACCAUCCUCUCCUCUUUGACAUUCAUGUUGCUAAAACUCAAAGAGUCAAAAUCGAGAUCUGGAGUAUACAUUUCUUACAUUGCUUCAGUGGGAAGUGUAUGUAUUUCAUGGUUUUGUUUUUGCACAAGUUUCCUUAACCACUGAGAAGAAACUAAUUUUAUUCUAAAGGUUCCUAUAUGACUGUACUAAAAACACUUUUUUUUUCACUUUUUCACAGCUGAAUGUUUUGUCCUCUGAAAUAACUAUUAGAUAUUGCUAUUUUUCCAUGUGAUUUUUAUGUAUACUUGGCACUUGAGAUUGUACAUGUCCUUUACCUGUAAAUGAAGUAAUUACACACUUUUAUUGGCUUUGCAGGUCUGAAGAAUGACAAGAGCAGAAAACGAACACCGAAUGCAUGAAUACUUGUAUCCUAGUAGUUUUUUUUUUUUUUCAGGUCUAGUGGUUGGUUUUAUUGUGUUGGAUUCAGAUUAAGUUUGAUUAAGGGCAACAGUGAGAUGGGCCUUUGAGCUUUCUCUACCUGUCUUGGUCAUUUCUGCGGUUUGAGCGUGUCGCGUUGUGGUGCAGCGGGUAGCGUUGCUGUCUCACUGGUCCAUGGUCCCUGGUUUGAUCCUGAGGUUGGGUAACUGUCUGUAGAGAAUUUUGCAUGUUCCUGUAUCAAUGUGGCUUUUCUCCAGGUUCCCUAGCUUCCUCUCUCCUCCUAAAAACACACCAGAAGGUGGAUCGAGUAAGCUAAAUUGGCCCUAGGUGUGAAUGAGUGUGUGAAUGAUGCCCUGCUGUGGACUGGCAUCCCAACCAGGGUGUAUUCUCACCUCAUAACCAGUGUUCCUGGGACAGAUCCACAGAGAUUACAGAUCCACUGAGACCCUGACCAUUGUUUCGAUUUGUUUAUGUCAAUAAAGGUCAUAAAGCCUACUGGAUGCUUUAGGUAAAUAUGUACACUGUACACACAAUCUGCAUUGAAGUCCACAAUAACAGGGAAGUGAAAGCUGCAUGAUUUUGCAAGCGCAUUUUAAGAAAGUUGUUUGUAAAGUUGACCUAUAGAAUUAUGCUAUGUUUUGUGUAGUUUAUCUCUGGCUUGGCUUGUUCUUAAUGCUUUAGCCAGACUUUGGAAAAAAAAAAAAAGUAACAAGAAAAAACUUUAAAGGUCAAAGUGAUGUACUACCAGUUGUAUGAUGUAGUACAAAUUGUUUUCCUGGUAGAUGACCUUGAGGAUUGUGGUGCUGAGGUGACACCAGUAUGGGUGCCCACAUCUGGAGGAUGAUCUUAGCACAUGUGGAAAGAUAGCUCAAGUUACUAAACUUACUAAAAUUACAAUGGUUAAUGCUAGUGUGAUGGACAGUGUUAUGGUUCAUGUUUUUUCCUAUGACUUCAUCCAUAUCAAAUCAAAUGAAAUUAGUCUAGCUUGUUAGAUUGUUGUGAAUUUUGGAUAACAUCCGGUUGUAACAUGGUCUCAUGAUUGCAGUUUUUCUGCCCCAUUUUCUCCCAUUUUGGUCAUUCCCCAUUUCCCACCCCCACACUAGCUCUCCCCUAUCACACAAUAGCUAUCAACCAGAGAGAGCCAGAGAGAGUGAAGGAUAAAACUUGCUUCCACUAAUACAUGUGAAGCCAUCCAACCACAUCUUUUUGAACUGCUGCUCAUUCUGAGCCACAGAGCAGCUGAAAAAAACCUCUGAGGAAAGUGCUAUCUGCCCUCUUACGCAUACAUGAGCUCACAGACACCCACGAUUGGCUGGUUUCGCUCUGAUUGACAGGGAAUAGUGUAUGCCAUCCCUAACACCCAGAGAAAAUGGCAAGUUUUGUUCUCUUGGACUUCCUGCCACGGACAGCUGUGGUUUGGUCGGGAUUUGGACUUUCCCAACAACACGGCAGAAGUUUUCUUUUGUGCCACUGAGGAGCCCUCAUGAUUGCAAAUUUGUAAUAUUUCAUGAAAAGUUAAGAUCUGGUUGAGAGGGCAGGUUAUUUCUUGUAGCUUUAAAUACAACUUUAUUUGUUACAUUCCAAGAAAAUCGCUGUUUUUGCUGAGAAAUUUGAAGGCCAAGUUGGAGAGACUACUUAGGUUGUUUUCCGAACUCUAGUGUUUUACAGAAGAGUUUUUACUAGAAUUCACUGUAGCAAGAAAUGGUUAUCUAGAAAACAUAAAAGAAGUGCGACAGGGAAUGGCAUGACUCUGAUGUAUAGUAGACUAUUUAGUAGCUAAUUGGUUAAUUAGUGGCAUGGAUGUCAUUGUGUUCUACAUAAACCCAUUCAGUUAGCUAAAACUUGACAAGCUAAAGAAAUAUGGCCUCUAGCUAAACGUUACAGAUAAUUUUACGCUGUAUUUCAUUACACACUGUUGCUUGCAAUGCAUUGUGGGUAAUACACACAGUUCCUUGGCCACCAAGAAUAGCGCAUGCAAAAAUAACCAAAAAAAAAAAAAAGUCUGAACAGGCUCUGUGUUCUAGCAUUUAGGACUAUUCUUAAAAUACCUGAUGUUCUAGUAAGUGUUUGGACUAUGAACUUCAGAGACUUGGUGUGAGGAGUGCUAUUGCGAUUGGUAGUGAUGAAACCCUUUCUGUGUCUUUGUGAGGUUUCCCUCGCUAGCAUGUUUUGUACCUGUUACGUCUCCGCAUAUUCUAAUAUGAACACUAGAUGGUGUGUUUUUCACUUUACUGACUGUCUGAUUGCUGGAUCCUGAUGAUUUAUGCAGCUUAAAUGCUCAGAAUUUGAAUCAGACGAGAGAUUUGACACCAAAUGGCAGGCCUUUCAAUUGUUGGUCACUUUAAAAAAGACGAACACGCGUUGAGCUAUCGUGAGAUGUUGUUUUAUUUUUUUAAACAAAACACUGGAACAGGGAGUUUUUUAGAGAGCGUUUCACUGGAGGCUGGGAAAAUUUAUUGUCUAAAUUCUAUCUUUGAAAUGUUUUCAUGAGGGCUUUGUAAAGUCAUUUACUUUAUUUAAGAGGAGUGUUAUUGGUGUGUUGGAAUCCUGUUUGGUCGGUUUAAAGGCUUGAGUAUUUUCCUGUGAUGUAUCUGUUUGUUAACAAUGAUUGAUGAAUGUAUUAACUUGAUUAUUGCUGAGAUGUAAUGAGAGUAAAUGAAAUCUUAUUUGCUUGAAAAAAGGGUUAGUGCAAAUUUCUUUUCAGCUCUGUAGAGGCUGAGGAAGCAUUUUAUUUCAUUUUUAUUACAGACAGAAACAGAUUCAUUUAGAUCUGUGAUUAAAAGGGAUUUUAAAAACGGAUCUAAAUGAAUCUGUUUCUGUCUGUAAUCUGUAACCAAGGGUCGAGUAGCACACCUUUGUGCUUUCUGUGGGUAGCACUCUAACAUGCUGGUUUCCACUUAUGGCAGGUUAUAACGUCAUAUUUGUGUAUUCAGAGGAAACAUCAACAGAAGAAUAUGAACUUUACUAUUUUGUAGCAUGAGUUUGCCUUCCGUUCAGUUUGCAAUAACCUCUAAAAGCUGGUCAGAAGAAAGGGCGGGGUUUAGCCUCAUUUGGUUCAGUUUUGUUUAUAAAUGCUUUAUAAACAGGUUAUAAACCCAACUCACAAUAAUCUUUUGUAUUAAUUUCAUUUGCACUAUAACUAGGGUUUUAGGGAAUCAUUUUCGGUGACAGGACACAAUGUAAGUGCGUAUGGUACGAAAUGAUGGCUUCUGCACUCAGUGUAGUGCACUAAUGUCAGUUUUCCUAUCUAGGCAGCCUACAUAGGAUAUAAAAUAAUGGCUUCUACACCCUAUGUAGUGCACUAAUAUCCUACUCCCUAUGUAGGCAACCUACAUAGGAUAUAAAAUAAUUGCUUCUACACCCAAUGUAGUGCACUAUAUGUCUGGUAAGAAGUCAUUUGUUUAUCAGCUCCCUACUUGUGUCACAUGGUAUACAUAGUGCACUAAUGAACAUCUAGGGAAUAUGAAACAUGGCUAAGCCCCAUGGUUUUUAGCUACAGCGCAAAAUGUCUGCAGUGAAAUGUAGUGCACUAAAUACAGUGUAGCAAACAUUGUAUUAUUUCAACUGACUGUUGGAUGAGGUUGGUUAAGUUAUUUUUUUUUUUACAGUAGCAAAAUUGAAAAAAAAAAACAAAAACC